AUGUGGAGAAUAAGUAAAAAAUUAAUAAAUAAUUCCGGUUCCAUUGUCAAGGAUCUGUCGUCAAAGACAGCCGCCAUAACAGCAGUUCAAACGCGCAGCAAUUCACAGGGUACUGUUCCAGUACCAGAAGUCCCUUCAUCGGCAGAUGUUGUCAUUAUUGGUGGUGGUUCAGCGGGUUGUCAUACCUUAUAUCACUUGGCCAAACGUGGUGUGAAGGCGGUGCUCCUCGAAAGAGCAAAACUGACAGCCGGUACAACAUGGCAUACAGCCGGCUUGGUGUGGCGUCUGCGACCCAACGAUGUUGAUAUUCAGUUAUUGGCCAAUUCUCGCAACAUGUUAAUGCAGUUGGAGGAGGAGACGGGUUUAGAUCCUGGCUGGAUUCAAAAUGGCGGUGUAUUUAUAGCCCAUUCAGAUACCCGCUUGGAUGAAUAUAGACGUUUGGCCACCGUUGGCAAUGCUUUGGGUAUUGAAAACUACAUUUUAUCCCCAGAAGAAACCCAGAAAGUAUUCCCCCUAUUGGAUCCCAAGGCAUUCAUUGGUGCCCUCUAUUCUCCCGGUGAUGGUGUUGUAGAUCCUGCCAUGUUAUGUACCGCUUUGACAAGGGCCGCCACCAAAAAUGGUGCAAGAGUUGUGGAAAACUGUUCCGUCGAGGAUUUGGUGGUGGAAGAAACUGGCAAAGGUAAAAAGGUGGUGGGUGUGAAGACCCCUUAUGGUACCAUAAAAACCGAAAAAGUUGUCAAUGCCACCGGUGUAUGGGGUCGUGACUUAAUCGAGAAGCAUGGUUCCUUCCUACCUCUCAUCCCAAUGAAACAUGCCUAUAUUGUAUCGGAAUCUAUACCUGGUGUAAGGGGUCUACCCAAUAUUAGAGAUCAUGAUUAUUCCACAUAUUUCCGUAUACAAGGUGAUGCCAUUUGUAUGGGUGGUUAUGAACCGAAUCCGAUUCUUUUGGAUCCUGUGGCAAAAGAUUUCCAUUUCGGUUUGUAUGAUUUGGAUUGGUCGGUGUUCGAUACACAUUUAAAUGGUGCCGUAAAACUGUGUCCCACCUAUGCCAAUUACGGCGUGAAGAGUACCGUGUGUGGUCCUGAGUCCUUUACACCCGAUCACAAGCCAUUGAUGGGUCCUGAUACUGUCAUAUCGGGUUUGUACCAUAAUUGUGGCUUCAAUUCGGCCGGCAUGAUGUUCGGUGGUGGCUGUGGUGAGCAGACCGCUCUGUGGAUUCUAAAUGGUAAACCCGAUUUGCCAAUGUUCGGUUUUGAUUUGCGUCGUUUCACCGAUAGCCAAAGUCGUGCCACGCAGUGGAUUAAUGAAAAGUCUCAUGAAAGUUAUGUGAAAAAUUACAGUAUGGUUUUCAAAUAUGAUCAACCAUUGGCGGGACGUGAUUUCCAAAAGGAUCCGCUGCAUGAUGAUAUGAUGGCCGCCAAUGCCUUUAUGGAAGAGAAGCAGGGUUGGGAGAGGCCAGGAUUCUUUUUGAAAGAAUCUGCACCGGUCCAGAAGUACGAUUGGUAUGGCAGUUAUGGUAAUGCCCGUCACAACGAUUGUGCCUACGAACGGGUGCUGGAGGGUGAUUUGAAAUAUAACAGUUUUUCGGAUUAUCACAAUUUGAUCGGUGAAGAAGCUAUGGCCUGCCGCAAUAAUGCCGUUGUCUUCAAUAUGAGCUACUUCUGCAAACUCUUUUUGGAGGGUCCUGAUGCCCAAAAGGCCGCCGAUUGGAUAUUUACCAGCAACACUAAUCGUGAUCCUAAGAAAACCGUCUAUACCUGCGCCCUGAAUGACGCCGGUGGCGUUGAGGCUGAUGUUACCAUUUCUCGUUUGAAUUCCGGCUCGGGAGCAGUGCAUGAUCCCAAAUUUGAGGGACAAGGUUUUUAUAUUGUGGCCGGUGGCGCUUCGGCCUACUACACCUACACCAUGAUGAAGGAUGAAAUACGUCGUCAGGGAUUUAAUGCCACCGUUCGUGAUGUUACUGCCGAUAUGGGUGUUAUCUCGAUACAAGGACCCAAAUCACGGGAGAUCCUCCAAAAGCUGGUCAACUGUGAACUGAGUGAUGAAAAUAUUCCACCAAAUAGCACGGUGUUGGCAAAGUGCAAAGACGCCGUCAACAAUUCCACCGAGUACGGUGUGCGAUUGUUACGGGUCAGUUUCGUCGGCGAAUUGGGUUAUGAGUUGCAUGUACCCAAGGAGUAUUGUUCCCAGGUCUAUCGUUCUCUCAUGAAGUUGGGCGAACCCAAUGAUUUACGCAAUGCCGGUUAUCGUGCCCUCUACUCGUUGAGCAGUGAAAAAGGUUAUCAUUUAUGGAGUUUCGAUUUACGUCCCGAUGAUACACCCUUGGAAGCGGGAUUAGGUUUUACUUGUCGCAAGGAGGGUAACUAUAAGGGCAAGGAAGCCAUUGAUCGACAACGCCAGGAGGGUGUGAAGAAACGUUUAGUCUACUUGACAUUGGACGAUCAAGUACCCAUUUGGGGUUUGGAAGGUGUUUAUCGUAAUGGUGAACCGGUUGGUUUCUUGCGCAGGGCGGAAUAUGCCUACUAUUUGGGUAAACCCUUGGGUCAGACAUAUAUCUCUAAGCCUGAUGGUGGUAUUAUCGAUGUGGAUUAUAUUAAAUCGGGUGAAUAUGAAAUUGAUAUUAUGGGUAAACGCUACAAGGCUAAGGCUCAUUUGAGAAGUCCCUUCGAUUUGGAGGGUAAACGGGUGUUGGGUAUUUAUUAAGAGGAAG
Musca vetustissima is the source of this 2710-nucleotide messenger RNA. RefSeq names its product sarcosine dehydrogenase, mitochondrial (gene Sardh). Gene Ontology annotation, molecular function: protein binding; sarcosine dehydrogenase activity. The transcript has 4 exons. The record is from RefSeq and is a predicted model, not a curated record. Bases 1 to 2703 code for a protein of 900 amino acids. NCBI's taxonomy places the organism in Eukaryota, Metazoa, Arthropoda, Insecta, Diptera, Muscidae. Gene Ontology annotation, cellular component: mitochondrion; mitochondrial matrix; cytoplasm.